AUGUCGUACCGUCAACAGAGCUUAGAGAAAGUCUCAAUCAAACUGUAAGCACGAUUUCGAGGUGAAGAGGACCAUACCGAACUUGAAUGACCUGAUAUCGUCUUUGUCCGAAUCAUCAGCAUUUGUGCAUCACCCAUAUAUGCGAAUCCGGUCUGCCAUGGCAGCAUUAUACCGACGGGUGUCGUUCUCAGAAGUAUAUGAAACAAUAUACCUUCAAGACUCUGACGGCACGCCUUCCUUCCGAGAUAACAGCCCCUCUGGCUUCCUAUAUAUCGCAUCCGGACCUCGCAUCAAGUUCGACAUCUCCUCCCUCUCUAUCCAAGUUGAUUCUCCUAGUCCGGCAUUGACAAGAUGCUCUUCUUUGAGAACAUCUUUCAGCUCUUGUAUCGCACAGUCUGGUCCGAUGGAGCGCAAGUCCCCGUGCUAGCCACAGGCGCCGUUGUUGCCCAAACCGGACUUGCUCCGAAGGCUUUCAAUAGUUUGCCUCUGGGCGCCGUCUUGCCCACAGGAUGGCUCUAUGAUCAAGUGAUGGUCCAGACCAAUGGUUUGGCUGGACAUGAACACGACUUCUACGACUAUGUGGCGCAGUCUGACUGGAUUGGCGGUGACUCCUACUACUCAUACCUUGAAGAAGCGGGAAGCUACUGGUUUAACGCCAUGGUCCCGAACGGCGUCCUUGUCAACGAUAGCACCAUUCAAUCUCAAACCCAGGAAUUCCUUGAUUACGUGCUCGACCACCAAGACUCCGAAGGCUGGCUCGGUCCUGAGGUGAACACGACCAAGCCAAAAUACCUCUGGGGCCGCUACCCGUUCUUCUUCGGUGCACAGCAGAUGGUCGAGUAUGAUCCCAGUCAAGCAGACAGAGUUAUCCCCGCGCUACACAAGUUCGUGAAACUCGCGAAUACGAUGCUGCACAACGGCACAGGCCUGGAGGACUGGGCGAGGACGAGGUGGGAGGACUUUGUGAUUACGUUGCAAUGGCUAUACGAUGACUAUCCCGAAGGGAACGAAGACCUUUUAUUGGACACGAUGCAGAUGCUCAAGUAUACCGGUGACCCCUGGGAGGAUGUCUUCGAGGAGCAGUACUUUCCCACCGGUCCUGUCGAGGACCUAGAGAAUCCCUUCCCUGAGUUGACCUGGCACGGAGUCAACAUGGCCGAAGGCCUGAAGGCUCUACCUGCUACCUACCGGUUCACGCAUAAUCAGUCGGAUUUGGACAGGAUCAGCUCCGGUUGGGAUUUGUUGUUCGAGUACCACGGCCGUCCAUCAGGUAUCUACGCCGCGGAUGAGUAUCUUGCUGGGCUUGCUGCCGUCAGGGGAACGGAACUCUGCUUGGUCGUCGAAGUCAUGUUCUCAGGAUCUUACUUAUUCCAAGUUUCUGGCGAUCCCAAGUAUGCCGAUAGGGUUGAACGUAUCACCUACAAUGCUCUGCCGGCGACCUUGACUGGAGAUAUGUGGUCUCGUCAGUACUUGCAAGAACAGAACCAGAUCGCUGCUCAGAACAUGACUCCUAACCCAUUCCCUGAGGACGGACCUUACUCCAAUGUCUUCGGAUUGGAGCCCAACUAUCCCUGCUGUACCGUCAAUCACCCGCAAGGAUGGCCCAAAUUUGUUACCAAUAGCUUCGUGACCACCCCCGACAGCGAAUCGCUUGUCCACGUUUAUCUUGGCCCAUUCUCCACAUCGCAGACCCUUUCAAACGGCAGCAACCCCGUCUCCGUCAGCGUUGACACUCUCUACCCUUUUUCUGAUACUUUGACGACGACUAUCAAUGCCGAGAAGGCGUUCACGUACUAUGUCCGUGUGCCCAGCUGGGUAACGAACGGUACUAUCAGCAUGAACGGUGGUGAGGCAACUGCGUUGAGCCCUUCGAACGGACUUCAAGCUGUGAAGGCUUCUGCAGGCACGACGCAGUUUGUCCUGGACUUGCCCGCAGAUAUUACCAUCGAAUCUCGUCCAAACAACUCCGUAGCGGUUCACCGUGGUCCUCUGCACUACGCCUACGACAUUCCGCGCAACGAGACCGUCCUGACCCGCAAUGCACUCGAAUCUCGUGCUGUCGACCUCCAAUUUGAAGCCACCGGGACUUGGCAAUACGCCAUUGACCCGUCGACCCUCAAGUUCAACAACAACCCGCCACAGGACGGCACACUCCCGUCGCCUGUGUUCGACAAGGGGCUUCCACCGUUUACCAUUACUGCGAGCGCAUGUGAGAUAGACUGGGCGAUCGCGGGAAGUACGUUUGCGAGUGCGCCGCCGGAGAAUGUGAGCUGUACGGGCAAUGCGACGGAGAUCACUUUGUGGCCGUUCGGGGCUACGAAGCUUCGUAUCGGAGAGUUCCCAACCUUUGACUCCUCUGCACUCUGAGCGAUAUGUAAUUGUGGCGCGAAAUACUAGAAAUGAGGAAGACUGGAAACAGGACAUAGCUGAUGUACGAUACUUUCAGUCGAACAGACCUUCUUUCAACCUCGGUAUUUUGGUGGAUAUCUUGACAGUAGUACAACUAUGGAAAUUCUCAGUUAUUUUGUCGUAGCCGGCGAUAUUUUAUUGGUCGAUUCGCACGGGUGC
Molecule: messenger RNA, 2568 nt
Organism: Stereum hirsutum FP-91666 SS1
Lineage: Eukaryota; Fungi; Basidiomycota; Agaricomycetes; Russulales; Stereaceae
Exons: 25
Coding region: 352-2367 (671 amino acids)
Source: RefSeq, a predicted model, not a curated record